AUGGUUGAUGCAAAUCCUAUCUCUAGUCCGGCUGAACCUGGAUCAAGACUUACUCUUUCUGGUGAUCCCCUGCCUGAUGCAUGUUUAUACCGUAGUGUUAUUGGUGCACUUCAAUAUGUUACUAUCACUAGGCCAGAAAUAUCCUAUGCAGUCAAACGAGUAUACCAAUUUAUGCAAGCACCCACCAUUGCUCAUUGGUCAGCUGCCAAACGCAUACUUCGAUAUCUAAAAGGAUCCAUCCAUGAUGGUCUCUUACUACGACCUAUGUCUAAUUCUAGCCUGGUGGCCUUUUCGGAUGCUGGUUGGAUCUCUAACCUUGAUGAUAGUCGCUCCCAACAUGGUUUUGCACUAUUUUAUAGAGGUAACCUGAUCAGUUGGUCUUCUCGCAAACAAAAGGUUGUAGCCCGCUCAAGCAAUGAAGCUGAGUAUCGUGCUUUAGCUUUUGCAA
Messenger RNA from Capsicum annuum, 448 nucleotides. RefSeq lists its product as uncharacterized. Lineage: Eukaryota; Viridiplantae; Streptophyta; Magnoliopsida; Solanales; Solanaceae. The annotation marks the transcript as partial. The record is from RefSeq and is a predicted model, not a curated record. The transcript has a single exon.